CUAUGGUGGUGGCUACAGCCUGGGAGGAUACAGACACACACCUCACCUUGAAGACGUCCCCCCCAGCAGACACUAACUGGGCGAGCGAGGAGGACGACCACGUGGUGGCCAGAGGAGAAUAUGACUUGACAGCUGCUUCUCAGGAGGAGCUUUCUAUGCGAGCUGGAGAGAUGCUCAACCUCGCUCCUAAAGAGCUACAGCCCCGUGUGCGUGGCUGGCUCCUGGCCAGUGUGGACGGUGAGACCACAUGCUCGUCCCAGCCAACUACGUUAAGAUCCUCAGCAAGAGAAGAGACCGCCGGGCCACAGAUAUGAGAGGCUCGCUCAGGCCCAGCAGGCAAACACGCAGGCACCCCAAACAACCUCGUCUGCACAAAUACCCUAAUCUGUGCCUCUCCUGCAGCCCAUAAACGUACAGCAUCUACCCACAUCAUGUACAGUACUUGAAUGAUCCAUCUCGUCUUUCAGCUCAGUCUCGUCAGAUUCAUUAGGCUCAGCUGUGUCCCCCUCCUGUGUGCAGUUUCCUCGUUUCCCUCUGUGUGUAUUUAUAGUAGUGAUGGCCAAACAAAGCUUUCUGAAGCAUUGAAGCUUGUGUUGAAAAACGAUUCAUUACUGGAAGCUUUUUAACACAGUCCUCUCUGGUGACAUCUGGUGGUCAAAAAUAUGAAGAGCAGCUUGAAUCUACAAAAAAACUGAACUGCGUCAUUAUGAUUGCCCACUCUACACAGUGGAAUUCACAAUUCACAAUUGGACAUCACUGAUCACGUGAC
Pelmatolapia mariae (spotted tilapia) is the source of this 769-nucleotide messenger RNA. Its product is annotated as peroxisomal membrane protein PEX13-like. NCBI's taxonomy places the organism in Eukaryota, Metazoa, Chordata, Actinopteri, Cichliformes, Cichlidae. The record is from RefSeq and is a predicted model, not a curated record. The transcript has 3 exons. Bases 3 to 314 code for a protein of 103 amino acids. Gene Ontology annotation, molecular function: protein binding.